Molecule: messenger RNA, 1054 nt
Organism: Uloborus diversus
Lineage: Eukaryota; Metazoa; Arthropoda; Arachnida; Araneae; Uloboridae
Product: muscle-specific protein 20-like
Exons: 4
Coding region: 106-666 (186 amino acids)
Biological process (GO): actomyosin structure organization
Molecular function (GO): actin binding
Source: RefSeq, a predicted model, not a curated record
CUCUCUUCCCAUUGACCAACUGCGGGAGAGGGAGUAUUUUUGGCAAGGAACCCUCAGAAAGCGGCACAUUUCGUACGGAACUCGCAAGCAGUGUGCAAGCACCAAAUGGCUAACCGGGGACCCUCUUUUGGCCUAAGUGCCCAAGUUGCAAACAAAUUGGCUGGAAAGCGUGAUCCACAGUUGGAAGCUGAACUUCUACAAUGGAUCGAGCAAAUCAUGGGUCAAAAGCUUCCCCCUGGACCUUUCGAUGAAGUUUUGAGGGACGGAACAAUUCUUUGCAACUUAAUGAACAAGCUUAUGCCUGGAUGCAUUCAAAAGAUUAACACUUCAGGAGGCCAAUUUAAGAUGAUGGAGAACAUCAACCGCUUCCAGGAAGCUGCCAAGAAGUGGGGUGUGCCAGAGAUCGAUGUUUUCCAGACAGUUGACUUAUGGGAAAGAAGAAACAUAUCCCAAGUUGCUCAGUGUUUAAUGGCAUUGGGAAGAGCUUGUUACACACACCCAGAGUACACCGGACCAUGCCUAGGACCCAAACCAUCUGAAGAAAACAAACGACAGUUUACCGAAGAACAACUCCGGGCCAGUGAAGGCAUCAUCAACCUACAGUACGGCACCAAUAAAGGUGCCAACCAAAGCGGUCAAAACUUCGGCAACACGAGGCACAUGUAAGCGUCGUGGAUCUGAAACGCGUCAUGGAUCUUAGUACUUCAACACGUCAUGGAUCUGAAGUGAUCUUAGUACUUCAACAGUUUUAUAAUAGAACAUUUUCGCUUUGAUUAAUAACUAAAUAUGUGAGGUAAUAAAUUCCAAACUAAGAAUUUUUCGAAAAAUUCUUUUUAGGACGCAUCGUACUUCAUAAUAUUUGUCGAUGACACUAAAGAGGGUGAAAAUUAUUACAGUUUAAUAAACGGGUAAUUUUGAAGAAAUACAAUUUUUUAUGCCACUGAAGGCGGUUCUCUUGAGCUGGACAUGCUGCAAUACUUCAAAAACGAGUUCGUUUAUGUGAGCAAAUUCUCAUGUAAUGGCAUUUAUGCGAAUAAAGUUGGUUAUUUUGAAA